AUUAAUAUUCCCAUUUUGAGCAACAUGGCAACUUCUCGACCAUACGACGGCAAGCUCGGAAUUGUGACUGGCGGCUCACGAGGAAUCGGAGAAGCUGUGGUUCGAGCAUUGGCUGCCAAAGGAUGCAACGUUUUGAUUGUCUAUACAUCUGCCUCCUCCCAACGCCUUGUCGAUCAGCUCUCCAAGGAGCUCAGCACCAAGGACAACAUCCACUGUGGUGCUGUUCAGGCUGAUCUAGCCAACGCAUCUGACUCGGCACCCGUGGUUAUCGAUGCUGCCAAGAAGUUCUACUCAUCUUACAAUCCAUCAGGCCAAUUCCAGAUUGACAUUCUCAUCAACAAUGCAGGUGUCGCCUCCAAUCAGACCAUGAACGACGAAAGCCAGGGACCCAUCACAGCGUAUGAAUUCAAUCGCGUAUAUGACAUCAACGUCCUUGCCCCUUUGCUACUUACACAGGCUGUCGCCCCAUAUCUCCCCCAUGACCGCUCAGGCCGCAUUGUCAAUGUCUCUAGUGUCUCAUCGUCUAUUGGCUACCAAGGACAGUCGGUCUAUGCUGGCAGCAAGGCCGCCUUGGAGGCUAUGACUCGUACAUGGAGCCGAGAGCUCGCUGAGCGCGCGACUGUCAACGCUAUCAACCCUGGACCAGCAUGGACUGACAUGUAUGCCAUCGCUGGAAAGAAGUUCUGGGAUAUCAAUCAACCAUAUGUCGAUGCUGCACCACUAGCAAAGUACGACGGUGAGGAAAGUGUCUUGGCCAUGGCAGGUGAUGACGCGGAAAGAUUCGACAAGACGGUGCGCGAAGGCAUGGGUGGUCAGAGACCAGGUUUCACAUGCGAGAUUGCCGGCACCAUUGACAUGCUUUGCUCCAAGGAAGCAGGCUGGACAACUGGAAGCGUUGUCUGCGCCAACGGAGGUAUGAAGAUGUCUAUUGCAUAGAAAUUGGAGGUGAAAUGAUAUCUUUAAUAUAUACGUACAUUGAAGUUUAGCCUGAUGCACGGCCUGACCAUGGCUUGACUGCCUCCAAGAGUUCCGUGAAUGUUUUGCCCCCAUCACCGCUCGCCUUGAGAAACUCGGCGUAAAUAUCGUCACCAAGCGCUUUGUAGAAGAGAAGGACGCCUGCCCAUAGAAAGUCGACGUAGCUCACCGUGGCUCCCAUGAAAAAUGGGCCGUCUUUUUCUUCAAGCAGCAUAUCCUUCAUUUUGGUCAAUCCAGAGACUGAGUCUUUCCACGCAUUCGCUUUGCCUUGCUCAUGGAACUCAUCCAGAGACAUACCCAGGUCCUCUGCUCUAGUCUCCAGGAAGAACGGAAGACUCUUUUCUGUAAGCAGACGGUGGGCAACUGCGUGGAUGUAGAUGGGCUGGAGUGGGAUGAGAGCCUCCUUGAGGUUGGAGAUGUAGCGAUCUAAAUGCGGGUAAUCGAGAUGCAAGGACGGUUCAGGAUGGUCCUUUUCGAUUCUUGCCGCAAUGGCCAUCGAGUCCAUGAUGUAUUCGCCAUUCGGUAGUCGUACAGUAGGCACGGUGAAUUCUUCCUUGCCCGGGAAGCUAGACUGUGUCAGUAUCGCUCUCAGGUAGGUGCAGCUACAAAUCUCACUAUUCUUGAAGUUUUGUUCGAAUCUCGGGGUAUUCCGUCUGCCAUCUCAGAGUUAAUAGAUGAUCCAUUGCCAUUGUUACCUUGUGCAUGGUGUUGCUGAUGUUCCGGGUAUUGCUUACCCAUUCGGUGACAUAAUCUAGGCCCUUGAAAUUGAGAACAAAGCGAGACUUCCAGACAUUCCAGGACCAGCACCGAACAGGGUCCUUGGUGGGAAUAUCGUAAAGAACAUAUUGUGAGUCGCUAGCCAUUGUAUAGUUCCUGAUUUGGUAGGUUGUGACGUGGUCAAGCGAAUGACGGUUUGUUAGUGCAAU
[Torrubiella] hemipterigena is the source of this 1901-nucleotide messenger RNA. The record is from the annotation of a GenBank genome assembly. NCBI's taxonomy places the organism in Eukaryota, Fungi, Ascomycota, Sordariomycetes, Hypocreales, Clavicipitaceae.